UUACACAACCAUGUCUUUCAUUAAUAAGCCUCAUGUUAUAUUGUUGUUCAUUAUCUCUUCUACUUUUAUUCUUUUUGUACCUGCGUUAGAUUUGUCAAAUGUUCCAGCGGAAUCACCAACUUCGGACGAGGACGGCUUCUUACCUCUAGCUGGAAAACAUGUUGUAAUCUGCAACAAAGUUAAAAACAGAGAAACUUUGAAUGUACAUUGCAGAUCUAGUGAAGAUGAUUUGGGAUUAAUCCAUAUUCCUUGGAAUCAUACUUGGGGUUUUAGAUUUCAUGUUAACAUUUGGAAAUCUACAAAAUUUCAUUGUCAUUUUACAUGGCUCGGAGGAGGAUCUCAUUAUUUUACUAUAUUUAAAGUAUCGAGAGACGAUAGUAUAAUUGGAUAUAAUGUUUGUAAAGAAUGUAUUUGGGAGGUGGGAAGAAACGAUGAAAACCCUAUUUGUCGUGUUUCUCGCGAUAAAUCAAUACUUCCCCACUGUUUCCAAUGGGAAGAGGGUCCUUAAGAAAAAAAAACAACUUAUUGUUAUCACUGCAUCUUAUCUAAUAAA
Molecule: messenger RNA, 553 nt
Organism: Arabidopsis lyrata subsp. lyrata
Lineage: Eukaryota; Viridiplantae; Streptophyta; Magnoliopsida; Brassicales; Brassicaceae
Product: S-protein homolog 3
Exons: 1
Coding region: 11-508 (165 amino acids)
Source: RefSeq, a predicted model, not a curated record